ACUACGGACGGCCGGACGGCAGCCGGACCCGAAAUUGCCGGCUUAUGAUUUUCGGCAUCAGGGAUGUUCAAAACAUAUACCCUGUGAAUUUCAGCUCGAUCGGAGCACUUUGAGAAAAUCCGAGGAUUACAAUAGGUGUGAUUAGAAGGAACACACCUAAAAACAGGCAGAAAAUUUUUAGUGGAAAAAAUAUUUUUGUGAUUUUCCUAGUUAAAGAAAAACAAGGGAAAAGGGCAGUUUUUGUGGGCAAUUCAUGAGAAAAUGUGUCAUUUGUUGUGAAGUGGGUAAAGUCUGUGUGUACGUGUAAAUAGUGGGAAAAAAAGUAGGUCCUCAAGAUGGAUGGAAGCAGCAGAUCCAGCAGGAUUCAGGGAAUCCGGGGAUUUUUCCAGUUUGAAGCAUCAGUGAAAUUUAUCUGUCUCAUCAUCAUCUUUGGCUACUGUCUGUCGUACUUUGAGACUGUGGCUGAUGCACUUAUCGUGACUCCGGGGUACUUUUUGCCCCCAGAGAUGCAAAUCUGGACAGCUUUUACAUUCUGCUUCGUGGAGAGGCAUCUGUGGGAGGUGCUGGUGGAUUUUGCCACAGUGGCACUGUGUGGGAAGCUCAUUGAACCACUAUGGGGCUCACUUGAGAUGAUGACGUACUUUGCAGUGACGAAUUUUGGUGUGGUUAUCCUCACGACCACCUACUACCUGUUUCUCUAUGCCUGCACCAAGAAUCCCCUGAUUCUCUUUGAGGUGCACAUCUAUGGUCUAGCUGGGUACAUUGCUGCUGUAUGUGUGGCCGUGCAUCAAAUUAUGCCGGACCAUUUGAUUGCCCGGACACCAAUGGGGAAUUUCACUAAUAGAAAUAUUCCCCUGACUCUCUUCCUGGUGGCUGUGCUUCUGUGGUUAUUGGGUCUACUGGAGGGUAGAUACCCCACAAUGUUUCUGGCUGGUAUCAUCACCUCCUGGAUCUACCUCAGAUUCAUCCAGCGGCAUCGAAAUGGCUCCAGAGGGGAUUACUCGGAGAAUUUUGCAUUUGUCCGAUUCUUCCCGAAUGUUCUACAGCCCAUUGUGAGCGUGGUGGUAAAUCCCAUUUACUACAUGUGCAGAAGAUUGGGAGUUAUUAGGCAUGUACCUGUGCCUCCGGCAACCUCAAACACACUGCCCCUCAGUUCUGUUAGCAUCUCAAUGGGCGGAGUGGAUCCAUAUGAUAUGGAGAGAAGGCGUCAGAUUGCCCUCAAAGCGCUCAACGAGCGCCUGUCCAAGGCAACAGAUUCUAGUCGUAGCAAGGCCCUACCCAAGUCCUUCCCGCAGUCCACAAUAAAGUCCUCCUCACCAGCUGUUUCCAUCAACAUCCCCACCACUACAUCCUCAUCACCCAGUCAGGAGUCCCUCCUCAAGUUCACCCCAGACAAUGAGCAAAAUAAAAAUCAAUUGCCUUAGUGUGAAAA
This is a messenger RNA of Phlebotomus papatasi, 1432 nucleotides long. Its product is annotated as transmembrane protein 115. The record is from RefSeq and is a predicted model, not a curated record. NCBI's taxonomy places the organism in Eukaryota, Metazoa, Arthropoda, Insecta, Diptera, Psychodidae. Gene Ontology annotation, cellular component: Golgi apparatus; membrane. Gene Ontology annotation, biological process: retrograde vesicle-mediated transport, Golgi to endoplasmic reticulum. Bases 336 to 1424 code for a protein of 362 amino acids. The transcript has 2 exons.